AUGGACUCUAAACCUCUUAACAAAGGCCUUUCCAAGGUUGACGUCGAAGGCCACAACCUACCUCCUUCGCCUGCUCCUUCAAGCCCGUCUAACGGCCGCCGUCGUUAUGCUCUAGCUACUGAGCUGGUCUAUACAGAAACCAAGGACCAAUAUGGUGCUUCAAGUAUUCCAAUCUAUCAAUCUGCUACAUUCAAGCAAACAUCUUCCAAUGGCGGUAAUGAAUAUGACUAUACGCGAUCGGGUAACCCGACCCGGACGCAUCUAGAACGCCAUAUGGCCAAGAUCAUGAAUGCCAAUCGAGCGCUUGCGGUUGGUUCUGGCAUGGGUGCUUUAGACGUUAUCACUAGGUUAUUGCGUCCUGGGGAUGAAGUGAUCACAGGCGACGACCUCUAUGGGGGUACCAACCGGCUACUUACAUAUCUGUCGUCGAAUCAAGGCAUUAUCGUCCACCAUGUGGAUACCACCGAAGUCGAAAGGGUGCGAGAAGUCAUUUCAGACAAGACGGCCAUGGUACUCCUGGAAACUCCGACCAACCCCUUAAUCAAGAUUGUGGAUAUUCCGAGCAUUGCGAAGGCCGUUCAUGAUGCCAACGAUAAGGCCCUCGUCAUUGUUGACAACACCAUGCUAUCGCCCAUGCUAUGCAACCCCCUCGAACUGGGUGCAGAUAUAGUAUACGAAUCAGGUACCAAAUACCUAUCAGGUCAUCAUGAUAUUAUGGCGGGCAUUAUCGCAUGCAACGACACGGCUCUCGGUGAUAAGAUGUACUUUACCAUUAACGCAACCGGUUGUGGUCUCGCUCCCAACGAUUCAUUCCUUCUUAUGAGAGGGGUUAAGACAUUGGCAAUUCGCAUGGAGAAGCAGCAGGCAAAUGCACAGAUCCUUGCCGAAUUUCUUGAAUCCCACGGCUUCCGCGUGCGUUAUCCCGGCUUGAAAUCACACCCGCAGUACGAUCUUCACUGGUCUAUGGCACGAGGCGCUGGAGGUGUCUUGUCAUUUGAAACCGGUGAUAUUACCUUAUCCGAGAGAAUCGUCGAGGCCGCAAAAUUAUUUGGGAUCAGUGUGAGUUUUGGUUGUGUCAACAGCCUAAUCAGCAUGCCGUGCCGUAUGAGCCAUGCUAGCAUCGAUGCAAAGACGAGAAAGGAGCGGCAGAUGCCCGAAGACAUCAUUCGACUAUGUGUUGGUAUCGAAGACGCGACCGAUUUAGUCGACGACCUCUCUCGCGCACUCGUACAAGCCGGUGCCGUGACAAUUACACUGGACGGCAUCGCUGCCGCAGGCACAGCUGCACAGGCCGGAAACGCCAGUUCGAGCAACGAUACGUCGUCUUAG
Messenger RNA from Annulohypoxylon maeteangense, 1329 nucleotides. Its product is annotated as cystathionine beta-lyase. Gene Ontology annotation, cellular component: cytoplasm. Gene Ontology annotation, biological process: transsulfuration; 'de novo' L-methionine biosynthetic process. The record is from RefSeq and is a predicted model, not a curated record. The transcript has 2 exons. Bases 1 to 1329 code for a protein of 442 amino acids. Gene Ontology annotation, molecular function: pyridoxal phosphate binding. Lineage: Eukaryota; Fungi; Ascomycota; Sordariomycetes; Xylariales; Hypoxylaceae.